Cimex lectularius (bed bug) is the source of this 1076-nucleotide messenger RNA. RefSeq names its product glucose dehydrogenase [FAD, quinone]-like. The coding region runs from base 99 to 1076 and encodes 325 amino acids. The record is from RefSeq and is a predicted model, not a curated record. Lineage: Eukaryota; Metazoa; Arthropoda; Insecta; Hemiptera; Cimicidae. The transcript has 3 exons. Gene Ontology annotation, molecular function: oxidoreductase activity, acting on CH-OH group of donors; flavin adenine dinucleotide binding.
UAAGAUAAUAUUAUAAUUAACUAAGAUAAUUUAAAUAGACCUUCUUUUGUUUUGAAUAAAUUACAUAGUCUGCAUUACUGUCCUAGGAACUAGCAGUAAUGGAAUUAAACACAACCGAAUUUCUCACAACUUUCAUUGCUGCAGUUUCGACGUAUUAUCCAGAAGAUGUCGAUUUGAAUCAAAGGCCCAUCAACUGGCCACAGGACCAAAUCCUUAACUCGUACGACUUCAUCAUAAUUGGAGCGGGAUCUGCUGGAUGCGUUCUGGCGAACAGACUGUCAGAGAUUUCAAACUGGAAAGUACUUUUAAUAGAGGAUGGCGGGCAGGAGACAGCCGUAUCCGACUCUCCUACACUAGCAGCUUACGUUUAUAACACUGAACUAGACUGGAACUACACUACUGUCAGACAAUCUAGGGCAUGUUUAGCUCGAAACGGUAACUGUGAGUAUCCAAGAGGUCAUGUGAUGGGAGGUUCGAGCACAAUAAACGGAAUGAUAUAUGUGAGAGGAAGUUCUUUGGACUAUGAUGAAUGGGAAGCCGACGGAAACCCAGGUUGGGGUUAUAAGGAUGUCUUGCCGUAUUUCAUCAAGUCUGAGACUAUCAAUAUUCCCGAGCUCGUCGACUCUCCAUAUCAUGGAAAGAACGGUCCGAUGUCAGUGCAGCUGGCGUACUAUGAGACGCCAUUGUCGCAAAUUUGGAUCAAAGCUGCAGAAGAAUUUGGCCUUCCUUAUGGGGACUACAACGGGGAGAAUCAGAACAGGGUGAUGAGGGUGCAGUCUGAUAUUUUGGGCCCAUCAAGACAGAGUACUUCAAAAGGGUACCUAAACCCAGUGAGGAACAGGAAAAAUCUUCAUAUUGUAAUGAGAUCAAGGGUUACUAAAAUUAUUAUAGAUCCAACAACUAAGACAGCAACAGGUGUGCAGUAUGUAAGAAAUGGGCAAAUGUAUCAAAUUAAUGCGAAGAAAGAAGUUAUCUGUUCUGCUGGGAGUAUUAACACACCUCAAAUAUUAAUGUUAUCUGGAAUAGGUCCUGCUGAAGAACUGAAAUCAUUAGGUANCUCUGCCUUAUUUGGUUAG